Messenger RNA from Vicia faba (fava bean), 1545 nucleotides. Lineage: Eukaryota; Viridiplantae; Streptophyta; Magnoliopsida; Fabales; Fabaceae. The record is from the annotation of a GenBank genome assembly.
AUGGAUAAUCAUUCCACCAAUAACAACAAUGACAGUUCCAUAAUUUCAUCUGUUCAGUUAGAAUCUGCUUCUAACCGACAACCACCCCCUUUUCGUAAGAUGAUAGCAGUUGCUUCCAUUGCCGCCGGCAUCCAGUUCGGUUGGGCCCUACAACUAUCUUUAUUGACACCUUACAUCCAACUGCUUGGCGUCCCACAUAAAUGGGCCGCCAACAUCUGGCUGUGUGGUCCUAUUUCGGGCAUGAUCAUCCAACCGAUUGUCGGUUAUUACAGUGACCGUUUACGUUCUCGUUUUGGUCGCCGCCGUCCAUUCAUAUUCUUCGGUGCCAUUGCAGUUGCGAUUGCAGUCUUUCUCAUCGGCUAUGCAGCUGAUCUCGGUCACUCCUUCGGAGAUGAUCUCAAGAAAAAGACGCGACCGAAAGCUGUUGUCAUCUUUGUAUUCGGAUUCUGGAUACUUGACGUUGCUAAUAACAUGCUCCAAGGACCUUGUCGUGCCUUCAUCGGCGACCUUGCCGCUGAAGACCAUAAAAGAAUGAGAACAGGUAAUGCACUGUUCUCGUUCUUCAUGGCUGUCGGUAAUGUUCUUGGUUAUGCAGCAGGCUCUUACCGUAAACUCUUCAUGAUGUUCCCUUUCACUAAAACCGAAGCCUGUAACGAGUUUUGCGCAAAUCUUAAAACUUGUUUCUUCAUUGCAAUAUUUCUCCUUAUCGUACUUUCAGCCUUUGCACUUCUUUACGUAGAAGACAUUCCAUUACCAAUUGUAGAAUCACAAUCGCAGACACAAAUACAGACACAAUUAGAACCAGAACAACAGGUUUCGUGUUUCGGAGAAAUACUAGGUGCAUUCAAUGGACUACAAAGACCAAUGUGGAUGCUAAUGUUGGUAACAGCUAUAAACUGGGUUGCAUGGUUCCCAUUUUUCUUGUUCGACACUGAUUGGAUGGGUCACGAAGUGUACGGUGGCGAUCCGGGAGACAACACAUACAAUCGUGGAGUCCGUGCCGGAGCAAUGGGGCUCAUGAUCAAUGCUGUUGUGCUUGCUUUAAUGUCGUUAGCGGUGGAGCCAUUAGGGCGUUUUGUUGGGGGUGCAAAAAGACUUUGGGGGAUUGUGAAUAUCAUUCUUGCGGUUGGACUCGGCAUGACUAUAGUCAUUACCAAGGCAGCUCAGCAUGAACGCCGCGUCAGCGAUGGUAAUACGCCUUCUGCUGAAAUUAAGGCUGCCUCGUUCGUUUUCUUCGCUGUUCUGGGAAUCCCUCUUGCGAUUAAUUUCAGUGUUCCCUUUGCUUUAGCAUCUAUUUACUCCAGCGCAACAGGGGCUGGACAAGGUUUAUCUUUGGGAGUUCUUAAUAUUGCAAUUGUCGUUCCUCAAAUGAUAGUAUCGGCAUUGAGUGGACCAUGGGACUCUUUGUUUGGCGGAGGCAACUUGCCGGCGUUUGUGGUCGGUGCCGUGGCAGCCGCCAUCAGUGGUGUAUUAGCAGUUAUUGUUUUACCUACCCCAAAGGCAACCGAUGUGGCCAAGGUUUCAGUUGCGGGUGGAUUUCAUUAG